Molecule: messenger RNA, 3210 nt
Organism: Astyanax mexicanus (Mexican tetra)
Lineage: Eukaryota; Metazoa; Chordata; Actinopteri; Characiformes; Acestrorhamphidae
Gene: gch1
Product: GTP cyclohydrolase 1
Exons: 6
Coding region: 220-1029 (269 amino acids)
Biological process (GO): tetrahydrofolate biosynthetic process; tetrahydrobiopterin biosynthetic process
Cellular component (GO): cytoplasm
Molecular function (GO): zinc ion binding; GTP cyclohydrolase I activity; GTP binding
Source: RefSeq, a predicted model, not a curated record
UGUGUGCGUGUGUGUACGGUAGUGUGUGUGUGUGAGUAAGGAGUGUGUGUGUGUAGUUUCAUUCUGACUGUCUGACUGUCUUUCUUCAGUUGAGAGAGUAAAAAAGAAAAAGAGGGAAGACAAUAGAAAAUAAGAAAGAAAGACAGGAAGAAUCUCCCUCCCUCUUUGAUCUCUUUGGUCUGUUUUCUUUGAUCUCGCGCUGUAGACAGAUAGUAGUAGAUGGAGCGCGCGAAGCUGAGGCAGGGGGAGCAGGAGGACGCGGCGGCGGCAGCGGCAGCGGCAGUGGCGGGGGGGGAGCAGCACUCUCUGAACGGGCACUGCGAGGGCGGCCGGUCGAAGGUGGCCCGGUGUCGGGAGUCCCCCGGGGAAGCGUCCGGCAGCGGCGCGAGGACCCCCGGCCAGAGCGGCCACAGCUCCUCGGUGAUGGAGAGCUGGAAGGAGGAGCGCACGCGGAGCGUGGAGGACAACGAGAUGAGCCUCCCCAGCAUCGCCGCUGCCUACACCACCAUCCUCCGGGGGCUAGGAGAAGACCCCCAGAGACAGGGCUUACUGAAGACCCCCUGGAGAGCUGCCACUGCCAUGCAGUUCUUCACCAAGGGCUACCAGGAGAAGAUCAUAGAUGUUCUGAAUGACGCCAUUUUUGACGAGGAUCACGAUGAGAUGGUGAUUGUGAAGGACAUCGACAUGUUCUCCAUGUGUGAACACCACUUGGUUCCCAUCUUCGGCAGAGUUCAUAUAGGAUAUCUCCCAAACAAGAGGGUGCUGGGUCUCAGCAAACUAGCCAGGAUUGUGGAGAUCUACAGCAGGAGAUUACAAGUUCAGGAACGACUGACCAAACAGAUCGCAGUGGCCAUCACUGAAGCUCUGCAGCCGGCCGGAGUGGGCGUGGUCAUCGAGGCAACGCACAUGUGCAUGGUGAUGAGGGGCGUGCAGAAGAUGAACAGUAAGACGGUGACCAGCACCAUGCUGGGGGUCUUCAGAGAGGACCCCAAGACCCGGGACGAGUUCCUCACGCUGAUCCGGAGCUGAGGAGCAUCAUACAGCUCGUCCCCCUGUAACACACACUUCCUCAACCACUGAGUCAUCUCUAAUCAUCCGCCUUCACUGCAGGCUCCGCCCAGCCGAGCCCACCUGACCAAUGGGCACGGACUUACCUCAGCUCCACCACCUCCCCCAGUAGUCUCUUUACGUACACGUGUACAUGUGUGUGUGUGUGUGUGUGUGUGUGUGUGUGAUAUUGUAUGUAUUAUGUGUGUUUGUGAGAAAGAGAGCACAGUAAGUGUGCAUCACUAUAGGUAGUUUAUUAUAGUUAUAAGGUGCUGUACGGUUCGGCAGGUGAUUGAUUGAUAUACAGGAUGUGAUUCAGUCUGUAGAUGAAAAAUCAUCAGAUAUAAUUUAAUAAUUUGAUUUUUAACACCUGAAACCAUAUUUUAAUAAUUAGACAGUCAAAUAUUCCACUUUAAAGGAGAAGUCUGGUGUGAAACUGACUUGGGUGACAUAGUGAAACAUGAUGGUAAAUAUAUAUAUAUACUUAUAUUGAAUAGCCCACACCUCGGUUCUGCUUCCCAAAUACAGAGGUUUUAGCUCAUGCUAAAACGAGCCACAAUGCUAGUGAUAGGGGCAUAGAGUUGCCGAUUCAAAUAAAUGGCUAUUUUUACAUUAUUAUCAAACUUAAAGUAGAUCCACACUUUAGUAGAACACAUUAGUAGAAUUAUAAGAGCCCUGAUAUGUAAAAUAAGACAUUGGGAACUUUAAAAGUGCACAGAUAUCCUUCAAAAAAAUCCAUUGGCGAGAACUAGACAAAAUAUAUGUACACAGACAUAAAUUCUUCAAAAAAGUCAAAUCAAGCAAUCGCAAAUAAAGCAAGAAAAUACAGAUUUUAUGGCUUAAAUUUAUAGACAAAAAUCUAAAUAACUUGACUGGUAACCUUUUGUGCUUACUUUGUUGUUUAAAUUACUUAGAAUAACAAUGCUUAGUACAGCCUUAUCCGGACGUGUUUAGUUUCUCAGGGGUUUCUGGGGUAAUUUUCUCUUUUUUGGUGGGUCCUCUGUGAUUUUAUCCUCUACUGUUUUUCUCUGAACUCCGUGCUCCUCCGGUAAUUUUAGUCUCGUCCAGACGCACAUCUCUGAGUUUCGUCUCCUCGCCUUUAAUAAAAAAGCUAUUUGUCCACUGCCGCGCACCGUAAUUACACUUUGUGUGCUUGUUUCCAUGGAGAUCCACGUAAACACAACAGCGAGUGGAAAUGGAGGAGCUACUGAACCCUGUUUUUUUUUUUCAAUUGCAGAUACAAUUGCAAGAGUUUAAUCACUGAGUAGAAGUGUGAAAUAUUUUUUACAGAUAAGGCUUAAGACAACAAUUCUUAUCAGAGACAAAAAAAAAAACUAAAUUUAUUGCCUUAAAAUGAAAGAAUUUCACUUGCUAUUUAUUUAUUUAUUUUUUUAGUUUUAUUUGCUGUAUUGUGAGCCUGUUGGGAGCAUUGGUUAAAAGCUCUGUAUUUGGGAAUGCUGGGCUAUUUGUACAACCCAAGUCCAUUUAACACCAGAUUUCUCCUUUAAAUAUUUAUAUAACAACCAGUAUAAUCUGAUGUGCUGCCAUUCAUUUAAUUGUACUGGUAUUAUUUUACAUUCCAGCCAAAGGAAAUUGAACUGACAGCAGUUUUAGUACAGUACUGAUUACUAUAUAUAUUAUUGCUGUCCAAAGAAAAUUUCUAUUGGUCCAUUGGUCAAGAACUUUAACAAAUAUAUGUAUAGUAUAUUUACUGUUUACUCGAUUAAAUGGAAAUUACAAUUAAAUUAAAUUAUUUUUAAUUAUACAGUAUGUUUAGUACUGUACAGUAUUAAAUAUAUAUUAUUCUAAAAUAUUUAACUUAAAAUCCCAACAAAACAACUUAUAAUAAAAAUGCAAGUAAUUAUUGUAAUAAUGAACAGAGUUAAUAAUUUCUCAACUUAACCACUGUAGUGAAAACGUGUGUAAAUUAACAGUAUAUUGCUGAUAAAUAAAAUCAUUCAGUACUGUCAUGUUUCUCCAUUUACACUACUGUUCAAAAGUUUGGAACUAAAAAACAUUAUUAUAUUAUAUUAUAUUUUAAAUGAUUGUAAUAUAAUAGACUUUAUGUGUUAAUUGGAGAUUUUUUUUUAAUUAUUGCAAAUUCAUGUUAUUAGAACUUCUAUUAUUCUGGAUUGAUUUUUAAACUAUACACUGCCAAACAUG